GGUCCAUCUUGGUUGUUGUGGUCAGAAGCUAACAAAGAUUGUGUGGUCAGAAGCUAACAAAGAUUGUGUGGUCAGAAGCUAACAAAGAUUGUGUGGUCAGAAGCUAACAAAGAUUGUGUGGUCAGAAGCUAACAAAGAUUGUGUGGUCAGAAGCUAACAAAGAUUGUGUGGUCAGAAGCUAACAAAGAUUGUGUGGUCAGAAGCUAACAAAGAUUGUGUGGUCAGAAGCUAACAAAGAUUGUGUGGUCAGAAGCUAACAAAGAUUGUGUGGUCAGAAGCUAACAAAGAUUGUGUGGUCAGAAGCCAACAAAGAUCAUGUGGAAUUAUUGGAUAUCAACUUUUAUCGCAACUUUCAUCAUGUUUGCCUUGGUCAGCGUGUCCAAAAGUGUGUUCCCGUACUUGGCGGCGGACUGUCGGUACUGCGUGGAGCUGCUGAAGUUAGUGUGGAGGUUCGUGAGGAGAAGAAGAAGAAAACCUUUGUUCUUCGUGCUGGAUCGUUUCUUGGAGCAGCGCCACAAACAUCCUCACAAAGUCUUCCUGCGCUUCCAACAUGAAACUUUCAGCUACUUGGCGGCGGACCACAGGAGCAACAAGAUCGCCAACGCGCUGCGGGCUCACUUCCGGUACACUUCCGGUGACACGGUGGCUCUUUUCAUGGCCAACGAGCCCGACUUCCUGUUCACCUGGCUGGCCUUGGCCAAACUGGGCUCACCUGUAGCGCUGCUCAACCACAACAUCCGCAGCAAGUCUCUGCUGCACUGCUUCAAUUGCUGCUCGGCCACCGUACUUAUAGCAGCUGCAGAGCUGCAAGACGCAGUGGAAGAAGUUCUAGCAACACUUCAGGAGCAAGGUGUGCUCGUGCUGCUGAUGACGCAACACUGUGACACACCUGGACUGGAGAACUUCUCUGAUCAGGUGGAGCGAGCAUCAGACUCUCCUCUUCCACGCUCGCUCAGAUCCAACAUCACCUUCAAAAGUCCUGCUGUUUACAUCUACACAUCUGGAACUACAGGUCUGCCUAAAGCAGCGAUGGUCAAUCAGAAUCGUCUCCUCAAGGCGUUGGCGGUCUUAUCAUCAAACGGCGUUGUGUCGGAUGAUGUCAUCUACUUGAAUUUACCUUUGUACCACACAGCUGGAUUCAUCAUCGGCUUCAUUGGCUCCAUUGACACAGGAUCUACAAUCGUCCUGAAGAGGAAGUUUUCAUCCUCUCACUUCUGGGACGACUGCAGGAAGUACAACGUGACUGUGAUGCAGUACAUAGGGGAGGUCAUGCGCUACCUGUGUAACACACCUCAGAGAGAAGACGACCGGCAGCACAAAGUCCGUCUCGCUAUUGGGAAUGGCGUCCGAGCAGAAAUAUGGCGAGAAUUUCUCAAGCGCUUUGGAGAUAUUCACAUCAAAGAGUUCUACGCUUCCACCGAGGGGAACAUCGGCUUCAUCAACUACGCCGGCAAGAUAGGAGCCAUUGGGAGGGUUCACUUUCUGCACAGGAUGUUGUUUCCUUACAGUCUCAUCAGGUUCCACCCUGAGAAGGAGGAACCCUUGAGAGGUUCUGAUGGUCUCUGCAUUCUAGCACCCAGAGGGGAGACGGGCCUGCUGGUGUCCAAGAUCACAAACACAGCUCCUUUCGUGGGUUACGUGCAGAAUGAAGAACAGACGGAGAAAAAAAAAGUGCGCAAUGUCUUGAAGAAAGGAGACGUUUACUUCAACAGUGGAGACCUCAUGAUGAUCGACCAAGAAGACUUCAUCUACUUUCAAGACCGUGUUGGUGACACCUUCAGGUGGAAAGGUGAAAAUGUUGCAACAACAGAAGUUUCUGACAUUCUGACACUUUGUGAUUGUCUCAAAGAAGCAAACGUUUAUGGAGUUCAAGUACCAGGACAUGAAGGGCGUAUAGGAAUGGUUUGUGUCACGGUGAAGAAAGAUAGACAAUUUGAUGGAAGUGACAUUUAUAACCAUGUGGUGAAUUACCUACCAGCCUACGCUCGACCACGCUUUUUGAGAAUUAAGGAGGAGGUGGAGGUGACGGGGACCUUCAAGCAGGUGAAGGUGCAGCUGGUGGAGCAGAAUUAUGAUCCAAGUCGUGUUUCUGAUCCAUUGUUCAUCCUGGAUGAUAAGCACAAGAGUUUUGUUCCUCUCACUCAUCACGUCUACACCGCCAUCAUAUCAGGACUUAUCAAACUAUAAACAAUAACAAACAUGUCAACAAUAUCAAACUAUAAACAAUAACAAACAUGUCAACAAUAUCAAACUAUAAACAAUAACAAACAUGUCAACAAUAUCAAACUAUAAACAAUAACAAACAUGUCAACAAUAUCAACUAUAAACAAUAACAAACAUGUCAACAAUAUCAAACUAUAAACAAUAACAAACAUGUCAACAAUAUCAACUAUAAACAAUAACAAACAUGUCAACAAUAUCAAACUAUAAACAAUAAACAUGUCAACAAUAUGAAACUAUAAACAAUAAACAUGUCAACAAUAUGAAACUAUAAACAAUAACAAACAUGUCAACAAUAUGAAACUAUAAACAAUAACAAACAUGUCAACAAUAUGAAACUAUAAACAAUAAACAUGUCAACAAUAUGAAACUAUAAACAAUAACAAACAUGUAGAAAAUAGCAAGCAGCAAAUGGAAAUAAGCAAUUAUUUGCAGAAUGGUCGUGCAUGUAAGUUAUUGUUUAUUAAUUAUUGUCUACUUAAUUGUCUUAUUAAUCGUCUUAAUUGUCUCAUUAAUUGUCUCGUUAAAUAAGUAGGUAGUGGGUAGAGCGUCCGUGCCAUAAAGCUGAGGGUUGCAGGUUCGCUCCCCGCCUCUUACCAUCCAAAGAAUGUCUGCCGUUGUGUCCUUGAGCAGGACACUUCACCCUCACCCGGUGCCGCUCACACUGGUGAAUGAAUGAUGAAUGAAUGAGUUGUAAAAAUGAAUGAUGGCUUCUCACUUCUCUGUGAAGCACUUUGAGUGUCUAGGAAAGUGCUAUAUAAAUAGAAUCUAUUAUUAUUAUUAAUUGUCUAGUUAAUUAUCUUAUUGUCUCAUUAAUUGUCUCAUUAAUUGUCUGAAUAAUAAUAACCCGCUCAGUGGUCUAGUGGUUGGAGUGUCCGCCCUGAGAUGGGUAGGUUGUGAGUUGAAACCCCGGCCGAGUCAUACCAAAGACUAUAAAAAGGUGAGCCAUGACCUCCCUGCUUGGCACUCAGCAUCACGGCUUGGAAUUGGGGCUUACGUCACCAAAAUGAUUCCCGGGCGCAGCCACCACUGCUGCUCACUGCUCUCCUCACCUCCCAGGGGGUGAACAAGGGUGAUGGGUCAAAUGCAGAGGACACAUUCCACCACACCUUGUGUGUGUGUGUGUGUGUGUGUGUGUGUGUGUGUGUGUGUGUGUGUGUGUGUGUGUGUGUGUGUGUGUGUGUGUGUGUGUGUGACAAUCAUUGCUACUUUAACUUUAUUGUUUACUUCAACAAUGAAGAGUUUGUGUGAUGUUGUUGUAAUGACAUGUGACAUAUAAUAUAUCACAUGAUAUAUAAUACCUUUGUAUAGGACGUAUAAUAUAUGACAUAUGAUAUAUGACAUGAUAUAUAAUAUGACAUAUGAUAUAUGACAUAUGAUAUAUGACAUGAUAUAUGAUAUAUGACAUGAUAUAUAAUAUGACAUGAUAUAUGACAUAUGAUAUAUAAUAUAUGACAUGAUAUAUAAUAUAAGACAUGCUAUAUAAUAUGACAUGUGAUGUAUGACAUAUGAUAUAUGAUGACAACACAAUAUGGACAACAUAUGUUUGGAAAACUUGCAUGUACUUCUUAAAACAAUGUAGUGUAUAUAUUUACUAUAUGUGUAUAAAUAUAUUCCAUCAUACAAUGUAGUGUAUAUAUUUACUAUAUGUGUAUAAAUAUAUUCCAUCAUACUAUAUAUUUACUAUAUGUGUAUAAAUAUAUUCCAUCCUAUAUUUCUGAAUGUUUAUUGUUAUGAAGGCAUGUACAUAAAUACAUCAAUCAAUAACUGGCAUGUGAUUUUUUGGACGUGGAAUUAAAUGACGUCAUUUUCAAGUUGAUUUGAAUGAGAACAAAUGUAAUUAGGAAAAUGUCCACAAGGUGACGACAAGGACAAAUCAUCAUCUUAGUUCAUGUUUUCACCUUUUUUGUUACAAAUGAUUAACAAGUAUUGAACUUUUCCUCCAAGAUAGAUAUAUAUUUAUUUCAGACCUAAUAUGUACAUUAAUCCUGAGUUAUACUUCAUAAUAUACAUUUAUGUACAUUAAUCCUGAGUUAUACUUCAUAAUAUACAUUUAUGUACAUUAAUCCUGAGUUAUACUUCAUAGUAUACAUUUAUGUACAUUAAUCCUGAGUUAUACUUCAUAAUAUACAUGUAUGUACAUUAAUCCCGAGUUAUACUUCAUAAUAUACAUUUAUGUACAUUAAUCCCGAGUUAUACUUCAUAAUAUACAUGUAUGUACAUUAAUCCCGAGUUAUACUUCAUAAUAUACAUUUAUGUACAUUAAUCCCGAGUUAUACUUCAUAAUAUACAUGUAUGUACAUUAAUCCCGAGUUAUACUUCAUAAUAUACAUUUA
Molecule: messenger RNA, 4556 nt
Organism: Entelurus aequoreus (snake pipefish)
Lineage: Eukaryota; Metazoa; Chordata; Actinopteri; Syngnathiformes; Syngnathidae
Product: long-chain fatty acid transport protein 2-like
Exons: 10
Coding region: 316-2187 (623 amino acids)
Molecular function (GO): long-chain fatty acid transmembrane transporter activity; long-chain fatty acid-CoA ligase activity
Source: RefSeq, a predicted model, not a curated record